UGUGUGUUCAGGUUACUGUCUGUGUGUGUGUGUGUGUGUUCAGCAGAUUGUAUUGGCGAUUUGGAGUACAGUCAGGAAAGGUCACCAGAAAUCAAUGAGUAUUGCUUCGCCUCAUCUCUUUGUGCUGCUGUUUGGUGUUAAUCCAUUCGGCUGUUGAUGGCGGACUCCGUACACACAGACCCACACGUGUUGUGUGCGUCCGGACACAGAGAAGGCUCAGUCCAAGACCACAGUGGGGGAAAGCCCCAAAAGAGAACCAUUUACAUUGUGAGGAUGAAACCGCUGAAGGAACCUACAAACCACAACGUUUCUUUCAUGAUCCAGUGUCACAUUGGCAAAGAGAUUAAGCACAUUUGCAGCAAUUGUAGUCGCGGAGCAGCAGCCGGAGAUGCUGAAGAAGUAGAGAGACUGGCUGCCAUGCGUUCAGAAUCGCUGGUCCCUGGGACUCACACUCCACCCAUUAGGAGAAGAAGCAAGUUUGCAACGUUAGGGAGAUUGUUUAAACCGUGGAAAUGGAGGAAGAAGAAAAGUGAAAAGUUUAAACAGACGUCUGCAGCUCUGGAAAGGAAGAUAUCAACCAGGCAAAGCAGAGAGGAGCUAAUCAAAAGAGGAGUGCUGAAAGAGAACUUUGAAAAAGAUGGAAACCUGCCAGUGCAUAAUGAAGAGGUGGCAGUAGAGAACGGUCAGCUCCAUCCGUCAGACCAGCCAUCCCGUCCCGAGGAAGCAGAGCCCAACACGGAGUCCAGGGACCCUGCAGCUGUUGAUGUGCUUCCAUGUACAGAAUCUUCGGACAGGCCAGCUGCUGAAAAUAGUCACACAGAUAAUGAGAAGGAGCCUUCAGCAAAACCUCCUGUGCCACUGCCACCCAAAAAGUGUGUUGGUUUCCCAGCUGAUCUUGAGGAAACCCUCGCAAAGCACCUCAAACAACCCCCAGCCCUACCUCCCAAGCCACUCACCAGGAUUGCCAACCACAUAGCUGACUCAGGCCAGCCUGUGAAGUUACCUUGCAUGCCACCUAUGAGGUUAUCUCCGCCUCUACCACCAAAGAAAGUGAUGAUUUGCAUUCCACAUCAAGCCAGCGAUCCUUCAUUGACAUCCUAUUCUGCAGCACAGAAAGUCUCCCAUCAGCCUCUGGGACAGCAACACCAUCAAUUACUCCCUUCCCAGCUCGCAGCUCAUCAGCACCAGCUGCAGUACGGAGCUCCACACUCUUCAGCUCUAUCCAGCGGACUAUCUAUCCACCCGACAGUACCUUCUAGUAAAGUGAUAGAAGAGCUCAACAAGACUUUAGCAAUGACAAUGCAAAGGUUGGAAAGUUCAGGACUGCAUACUGGUGAAAGUGGAACCAAAGGCAGAUCAAGCAACUCACCAGACAUCCGACAAGUGCCGACAGUUGUAAUUGAGUGUGAUGAUGACAAAGAAAAUGUGCCUAAUGAAUCAGACUAUGAAGAAAACUUCAGCAUGGAUAGGGAUGAGGAGGAUGACGAUGACGAUGGUGAUAAUGAUGACGAUGAUGAUGAUAGCCUUUAUACAAGCUCUCUGGCAUUAAGAGUCUGUAGGAAAGAUUCUUUGGCCAUCAAAUUGAGCAACAGGCCAUCCAAACGUGAGCUUGAGGAAAAGAAUAUCAUUCCGAUGCAGACAGAUGAAGAGAGACUCGAAAUGAGGCAACAAAUUGGAACCAAGCUGACAAGGCGCCUAAGCCAGAGACCCACUGCAGAGGAGCUGGAACAGCGAAACAUCCUCAAACCAAGAAAUGAGCAGGAAGAAGAGGAGGAAAAGCGAGAGAUUAAAAGAAGACUGACCCGAAAGCUUAGCCAAAGGCCGACUGUGGAGGAGCUGAGGGAGAGAAAAAUCCUGAUUCGUUUCAGUGACUAUGUAGAAGUAGCUGAGGCCCAGGACUAUGACAGACGUGCAGAUAAGCCGUGGACCAGGUUAACAGCAGCUGACAAAGCUGCUAUCCGCAAAGAGCUGAAUGAAUUCAAGAGCACUGAAAUGGAAGUGCAUGAGUUAAGUAGGCACUUAACAAGGUUUCACAGACCCUAGCUGUUUUGCUAUAUACAACUGCAGGGAGUCUUAUCUAAGUGCUAGGACUGUACUGAUGUCCAUAAACCCCACCUAGGAGAGAAUCUUCUGAAUUGCCUUUGUGUGUCAGACACUGUACUGUAUUGGGCACUUUCUACAUCUACCAUUCUACUGACCUUCAGGAGUCAACAGAGCAUUCAAGAGUUUGGAUCAAAUGCGCCACUUCCAAACAUCAAUGGCUGUAUCCAGGCUUUCAGUACUGUCAUUCAGCAUUGUCUUGGUCUGUCUUGUUAUUUAUUACUCUGAAUGUUGCACAAUGAUGAAAUCUCAAUAAGUCUCUUUAACGUCAUCACUUGCAGGAUGGAGCUAAGACAGCAGUUUGUGCUCUAGAAUUCCACAAUCUCGUCAGUCAGUCACUGCACUCUCUCGCUUGUGACCUGAACUCUCAAAUAACCAGCAUCCAGGAAAUGAGUGGCUGGUUAUUUUGCACCUCUUUCAUCUUAGUCAUUGACUGCAGUUACACAUGCGGGUAUAUGGAAUGUAUCUCCUGCUAAGCGUUCUUGUUCCGGGAGAUUUGCUGGAAGGAGUAAACUGCACUGUAUAUUUUACAAUAAAUAUCUGGUUAUUUAGAGUAAAAAGAGAUGAUGCUUUAGAUAACAAUAAGCAGCAAUUGGCCUAAAUGUAUCAAUAACACACUAUACUGCACUUAGCUAAACCUGCUCUGGGAAAGCCCUGAUGGAUGUGCAGGUUAUCUGCAGUUGGUGUAAAAGUACUGCUGCACUGGUAAUGAAAAUGGCUUCUUUAAUACACAAAUUAAGCCUGAAGUUCCACUUUAUUUUUAUCCUUUAGGACUAUUUUGUCCUAAAAUUAAAGAUCAUCCAGAAUUAUGGAAAAAUCUUGAAAUUAGCCUUGAUUUGGAAGUGUUUUUCAGUCCAUGAGAAGAUCUGGCAACAAAAUUAAGACUGAAUUUAAGCAUUUUCCACGUCACCUUAAAUUUUAAGAUAAAAUAGUCUUACAGGUUAGAUGAUAUGGAGAUUCAGCCAAUAAUAUAUGCCUUGAGCUCUGUGUAUGUAAGAAUAUUUUCCUUCUCUUAUAGGUUGUGUUAAUAUAGCAUAAUAAACACAGUUGCACUUACAAAUAACUAACCUUAAAAAAUAAUAAUUUAAGGAUAACUGUGGACCUGUAACAUUGUGUUGAGGUUCAAUGUAAAUUAUUACCUUUAUACUAUGGCAUAGUUUCAUAAGGAAAUGGGAUUCUUUGCAGAGUUGACCACUGCAGGUGUAUGGUAAAGUCCCAAUUCUAAAUUUAGAACCCUUUAGUAAACACUCCUUUACCCAAAGAACUGGGAUAUAUAAAGACUAUACAACAUGAUAGGUUGGAUUUAGUGAUAGCAAAGCAUGUCUCUGUUGCUGGAAAAAAUAUUUGGGUAGGAUAUUGAAAAGAAGGGACCCACCUACAAUAUAUUACUUACUCUAGCUGCACUUUGCAAGGAUGACCCUUUAUUUACAAGGAAUGCCGUUUUGUACAGAGACAGUGAAUGGUAGUGUGAAUCUGAGCACACGUUUCAGUUGUAGUCAUAAAGUGUUUACCAGCCCAGGCUGAACAUUUGUGAGCAGGAGAUGCAAUAAUCAAACAGUGCUGUCCUAAGACAAAAUGUCCUAUGAUAUGAUCAAUCCGCAGAACUUCAUCAGCCAGCACAUGUUCACUUAAUUCAAUUAGUUAUGUUCGUGUCAUGUUCAAUUAGUUUAAUAACUCGUCAAUGUGCCAGUACCAUAACUGAUCUUGGACACAGUGGCUGUAUCAGUUGAAAUCCUUCAUUCACCAUGUUUGUGGGAGAGUCGGUUACAGAAUUUAGAGUCCUUCAGAGGCACCCAACUCUGUUGCAUAGUCUAUAUUUGGGUUUUAUCACAAAGAUAAACACUUGAAUGGUUAAUUCCCAUUUCAUGUCAUUAUUUAGUGAACCGGAAUCUCUAGAAUGACUGUAUUAGAAAUACAACUGGUGGAAGAUUUACAAGUUGCUUGAAGUGGCCCUUGUUUAGGAGCCAAAAUGUUAGCAUACAGCUGGCUUAAUUCAUUCCUUUUCCAUUUUAAGCAAACCUGUUGGUUCAACACCCUUGGAAAUUGAUGGUAAUGACUCGGCUACUCCACAAGAGUUUAGCCAAUUGUUUUCCAUGUACAUUUGUUAAACUGCUGUCCUGCUGAAACUGCACUUCACAGUAUGUUUUCAUCUCUGUCGUCCCCACUACUCUGGUCCUGCUCCGUGAUUCUGAACAAACUGUGAAUUCUCUUGAGGCUGAGUGUUUGUAUAUAGAUGUCUUUGUAAAGGAGUGAAUGUUGUGGCUGUCCUACCCUGUGCUCUUCCAGUAUUGUACAAUUUUUUUAAUCGAUGUAUGAAAAUUGUAAAUAACCAUAAAAACUAUUGAGUCUUUAAUUUUGUUGUUCUAAGCUUUGCCAUUUGUACAUACUAAAAGCUGCAUGUAUAACUUCAAUUACUGUGUACAAGUUUGUCUCAAAUGAUGUAUACAGUUUCUUAAAACUAAACCUUAUUUAAGAAAAAAAAAGUUUUUUUUAGUGGUUGGUAUUCAACAACUGUUUUUACACAAAAGGAGCUGAAAUUUAGAGUUUGGUGAAAUCUAAUUUUUGCUACAUAACU
Messenger RNA from Callorhinchus milii (elephant shark), 4675 nucleotides. RefSeq names its product phosphatase and actin regulator 1. Gene Ontology annotation, molecular function: actin binding. Bases 157 to 2043 code for a protein of 628 amino acids. The transcript has 13 exons. The record is from RefSeq and is a predicted model, not a curated record. Gene Ontology annotation, biological process: stress fiber assembly; cell motility. Lineage: Eukaryota; Metazoa; Chordata; Chondrichthyes; Chimaeriformes; Callorhinchidae.